CGAAAAAUCGUACACGCGAAAAUGAAAUAAAGCGGUCGGCUCGUCCUGUGGUAUCCGAGAACAAUUGUGAAACGAGUGUACAACUUCGAAGAAGACGAAAAACUAGCAAAAAUUACACCAAAAAAAAAACAUCGAAGUUUAGAAAUUUUAUGUGCGAUUUACACCUUCUUAAUUAAGAAACAACGAUGGAUAGUGCAUCGAGCAUGAGGUGGCGAGUCGUUGUUUUCCUGAUAUUGCUAACAAUAACAAACUUGACGAGUGCUCAGGAUGAGGACGAGACGAGCACCGAAGUUCAUUACAGCGUCAGCAGCAGCACAAGCGUUGAGAAAUCAAUUAAUCCUAUUCACACGUCCGACUUAAUUAGUAAUCAUACGAGGGAGGCCCUAUCGCACGAUGCCAGCGAGCAUGAAUCGGUGGUUUUCAUUGGUGAUAACGCUGGAUACGUCCCGGUGCCAUCUCUUCGCACUAGAGCACCAAACGUGGACGAAGAUUGGAGGUUGCCAAAUGUGGACACCUGGGACAGGGAGUACAGAAGAUUCAGAUUCAACACGACGCGCGUCCAGCAUAUUGAAGCUGAAUGUCAAGAUGAUUAUAUGAAAAUCAGGGUGGGCUUCAACGGAACGUUCACUGGACUCGUCUAUUCCGCAGGAUAUGCGUACGAUCCCGAUUGUAUGUAUAUUAACGGAACCGGAAGAGAUUAUUACGAAUUCUACAUCCAGUUAAACAGAUGCGGAACAUUAGGGAAGAACACGCACAACGAAGAUAACAGGAAGUCGCCCACGAAAAACUUCAUGUGGAAUACGGUCACCGUUCAAUAUAAUCCAUUGAUCGAAGAGGAAUAUGAUGAGCAUUUUAAAGUUACUUGCGAAUACGGAUACGAUUUCUGGAAAACCGUCACGUUUCCUUUCUUAGACGUUGAGGUAGCCACUGGUAAUCCAGUUGUCUUCACUUUAACUCCACCCGAAUGUUACAUGGAAAUUCGCUAUGGAUAUGGUACAUCCGGAAAUAGGGUAACAGGAGCUGUCAGGGUUGGUGACCCCUUGACCCUUAUUAUCUAUAUGAGAAGCAAAUAUGAUGGAUUUGAUAUUGUUGUUAACGAUUGUUAUGCUCACAACGGCGCCACCAAGAAGAUCCAGUUAAUUGAUGAAUACGGGUGUCCAGUCGAUGACAAACUAAUUUCACGGUUUCGCGGAUCUUGGUCGGAGAGCGGAGUCUACGAAACGCAGGUUUUUGCAUACAUGAAAACCUUCAGGUUUACAGGAUCUCCGACGCUUUACAUCGAAUGCGACGUUAGAAUGUGUCACGGCAGAUGUCCAUCUCAACCUUGUCAUUGGCGUAACAUCAAGAAUACAAGACGUCGUCGUGAGUUGACAGCAUCUACGACGGCAGCACCAGCCCUUUCCGAGAAUAUAAACUUGUUCCAAUCGUUGCGAGUCCUGCAGGAAGGAGAAUCAGAUGAAAAUAGAAAUGCCACCUCGCAAACUUUAGUCGCAGAUCCAAACAACGUUUGCAUGAAAGCCGGUUGGUUCUCUGCCCUGUUGGCAUUUGGUGGCGGAGCGAUGUGUCUUUUGGGAGGAGCUUUAUUGGCGACGUGCACGAGAUUGAAGCGAUCUGCCAUCGACAAAGUGUUAUCCACCGGACACUUCGACGGUUACAUGAACCACAAGGGAUCCAUUAACUGAGCGGAAGAUCCCAACCAGAGUUUCAGACUGAUUGUGCUUAAUAAUACGUAUUUAAACUACACCGUAUGUGACUAAGUGAAGUUGGCAUUCGGCCAAUUUUAG
Messenger RNA from Nicrophorus vespilloides, 1784 nucleotides. RefSeq lists its product as uncharacterized. The coding region runs from base 186 to 1682 and encodes 498 amino acids. The transcript has 12 exons. Lineage: Eukaryota; Metazoa; Arthropoda; Insecta; Coleoptera; Silphidae. The record is from RefSeq and is a predicted model, not a curated record.